Molecule: messenger RNA, 1190 nt
Organism: Monodelphis domestica (gray short-tailed opossum)
Lineage: Eukaryota; Metazoa; Chordata; Mammalia; Didelphimorphia; Didelphidae
Gene: C3H8orf89
Product: chromosome 3 C8orf89 homolog
Source: RefSeq, a predicted model, not a curated record
CACCUUCCCGCCCCCGCCCGCGCAGUAGGCCAGGUGGGCGCGCCGAAAGGGCGCGCCGGGCACCUAGCAACGCGGGCUGUGUGGGGGUGGGGAGGCGCGGGGGCCGGGGUCGGCUCUUGCGCAGCUGGGGGUGAGAGAAGACACUCCGGGCCCCGGGAGGCCUCUCGGCCCUCCCCAUGGGGCCCCGGGCCGCCGGACUGGGGGCAUGCCCGCCUUGGGGGAGGCGAACAUGACCGUGUGCGCAGCGCUGGUGACGGGGACAAGGUUGCCCAGCAGAGCCACCCACCCUGGGCCAGCGGGCGACAGCGCCGGGUUAAGAAGGAGCGACCCCUCCCAGUGGAUCGGCGGGGACGGGGAAGGGGACGGGGACGAAUCAUAUACAUCAGAAUUAAAUUACUUGCUGUCCACAUGCAGUCUAAAAAGGAAAGACAGAUGGAAUUUACAGCAAUAUAAUGUUACAGAUUCUCAAAGGAACUUAUCCUCAUUUUCAAAAGAACAAAAUAAAAUGCCAGCACUCACUCAUGAAAACAGAUAUUUAACUUCAAGAGUCACCAGAAGUUCACUUGAUGGUUGUUUUAUCUUUGAAAAAAGCUGGAAAAAAGCAGUUCGUGAAACACAAAAGUUGAAAAAAGAGUACUCCUCAAUAUUUAGUCUGGAAGAUUUGAAGGAAGUGGUUACAAUUCCGUCUUUACCAGAAGUGGAAAGAUACAGAACCAGUACAACAUCUCCCAUAGAUGUACUUAAAAAAAAUUCAUGUGCUACUCUGAAGACACCUAAAAUCAGGUCAGUGAAGAGUAACCAAACAGGAGACACGUUAUCAAAUCCGGAGAAAACAGAAUGUUUUAAAAGUCCUCUCACUGGAGCACCACCACAAUAUUUGCAGAGACUUUCUCAACUGGCCAUAUUAGAAUAUGAUACUAUUCGUCAGGAAACAAGCAGAAGGUUUAAAAAAGAGAAGAAACGAGAGCUGCCAGACUGCUGACAUAUAUUGUUUGGGGUGAUACUGCUUUCUUCACUUGUGUCGUGUGUGUGUGUGUGUGUGUGUGUGCGCGUGCGCGCACUCACGUGUGCGUGUGUGUUUUGGUGUGGGUUAUUUUUUCUUGCAGUCAUGCAUAAUAUGAUGUUCAAUGAUUUACCUAAAAAUGGAAGUGUAAAUAGAAAAUAAAUAUUUUAUAUGUUUAUAUACUGAA